Messenger RNA from Salmo salar (Atlantic salmon), 675 nucleotides. The record is from RefSeq and is a predicted model, not a curated record. NCBI's taxonomy places the organism in Eukaryota, Metazoa, Chordata, Actinopteri, Salmoniformes, Salmonidae.
UAUCACGCCUGGCCUACUGGUAAUUAACCAUGGAAAAGAUCACCUUCUACGAGGACCGGAACUACCAGGGACGGUACUAUGAGUGCGACAGUGACUCCAGCGACCUGCACACCUUCCUCAGCCGCUGUAACUCAGUCAGGGUGGAGGGGGGAUUCUGGGUGGUGUACGAAAGGCCCAACUACAUGGGCUUCCAGUAUGUGCUGACCCCUGGAGAGUACCCUGACUACCAGCGCUGGAUGGGCUUUAAUGACACCGUCAGGUCCUGUCGCAUCGUUAGAAAUGUGGGCAACUCGUGGAGAAUGAAGCUGUGGGAGAAGCCUAACUUUGAGGGCCAGAGCAUGGAGGUGGCAGACAACAUGCCCUCCUUCCAGGAGCGCUGGCACAGCCGCGAGGUGAACUCCUGCAAGGUGUUCGAAGGCGCCUGGGUUUUCUUUGAGCAUCCCAACUACAGGGGGCGCCAGUACCUGCUGGAGAGGGGAGAGUACAGACGCCACACCGAGUGGGGGGGCGUGCAAGCCAACGUAGGCUCCAUCCGCUGUGUCAGGCAGUACGGCACGUCACCACCAAGGGUUGAGGAUGUGCAUGAUUGUGUGUAAGAAGUACAAAUAAAGUUGUGUUGAAAAUCUAAAAAACUUAUUUGCAAUAUGAGUACAAUAUUCAGGCUUGAGUGAUCGA